UCUCAAAUCCUCAAUCUCCAUCUGUUCCAAAAGUAGUGGCUUCUCAAUCAAAAUUAAAUGUUUUAAAUGCUCUCAACAACUCUUCUCGUACUAAAAACCCUGGUCUGGCUUCUAAACUUAACUCGGGUGCUUCCUCUUCUGAUGAUCGAUGUCCAACACCUGUUCCUCAAAAUCAAUCAAAUUCAUCCGGUCGUAACGUGAAUGAUGGUUAUACCCCUACUACUCGUCGUCUUGUGGAUUCAAACCGCCCUUCAUCCCCAUCUCCGGCUUUAUCCCAUCAACGACCUUCUCCAAAUUCUGGAAACCCCAAAAAUGUUUUAUACCGUCCAGUUAGUCAAAUUGUUUCCGAAUCAAAAAAUAGGUCAUCUUCACCACUUCUUAAACAAGUUACAACUAGUCGUCAAACUUCAUCACCAACCCCAUCAUCAAAUCGUCCUUCAACUCCUGCUCGCCCACAAUCUCCUGCUCUUACCACAUCACGUGCUUCGACCCCUGUAUCAAGUCAACCUCGACGUGUUCAUCCUAAUGAAAAUGUUGAUCCUUCUAUUCCACGUCCACCACCUCCAUUGCCUUCACCAGCCUCUGAUGCUGAUGUUGCAACCAUCCAAAAUUACCUUCGUCAUUAUCUCCGUUUAAUUGCUAAUUAUAGCACAAUGGAUAACCCUCUUAAAUAUUAUGAUCUUAAAGGGGUUAUCGAUGAAGGUUCAUCUGCUAAAGUUCAUACAGCGUUUCCAUUGAAUUCUAUUAAAGAUGAAGUCGCUGUAAAGAUAAUUCCUCUUGCAUAUUCUUUGGAAUUCAUUUUUAAUGAGAUCUAUGUUCUUAAACAUCUCAAACAUAAGAAUAUUGUUGCGUACAAAGAAAGUUUCUUAAGAUGGGAUGGUGAUAUCCGAGAAGUAUGGAUUGCAAUGGAAAAAUGCGCUCGUGGUGAUGUUACUAAUCGUGCUGGAAAGAUUACUCCCCGUGAAGUAAGUCGAAUUACUGGAGAGCUUUUGAAAGCUUUAAGACAUUUACAUGCCCAUGGUGUAAUCCAUCGUGAUAUUAAACUCUCCAAUAUCUUGGCUACUGCCGAGAAUGAAAUUAAACUUGCCGAUUUUGGCAUCUCCUCAUUGACUCCUACAUCGACCACUUCCGAGGUGGGCACGAUUCCAUAUAUGGCACCCGAUGUUAUUCGCGUUGCCGCCGACCGUCCGUAUGAUACCAAAGUAGACAUCUGGUCUUUGGGUAUCUGUGUUUUAGAACUUUUAACUGGCAAAGCUGCUUGGGGACGUGCCAGUGAUAUGGAAAUUAGGGAAAAACUUCGAAAUGGCGAGAAACCCUACGGAUUUCAACGUUUACGUAGUAAGAAAGAUGUUGAAAUUGGUUGGGAAGCCAUUGAUUUCUUAAGUAAAUGUUUCAUUGAAAAUUGUAAAGAUAGGUGGUCUGCCGAGAAAUUGUUAGAU
Molecule: messenger RNA, 1439 nt
Organism: Racocetra persica
Lineage: Eukaryota; Fungi; Glomeromycota; Glomeromycetes; Diversisporales; Gigasporaceae
Source: the annotation of a GenBank genome assembly